This is a messenger RNA of Aplysia californica (California sea hare), 1750 nucleotides long. RefSeq lists its product as uncharacterized. The transcript has 9 exons. NCBI's taxonomy places the organism in Eukaryota, Metazoa, Mollusca, Gastropoda, Aplysiida, Aplysiidae. The record is from RefSeq and is a predicted model, not a curated record. Bases 160 to 867 code for a protein of 235 amino acids.
GAACGAGAAACUAUAAAUAGCGGCACGUCCUAAUGCUUGGCAGAAACAGAGAGAGGCAUAGCAGAGCACAGCUGGUCACCGGGGACUACAUCAACACACAACACAUACGGCGUGCCUCGUUCAUUUGACGGGAGGAAGGAAUUUAUUAUACAUUAUAAGAUGGCGGUGAGUGAAGUCAGCGACGGAGAUGUUGUUUAUUACUUCCGCGACACCAAUAAGCUAUUGGUCCAAGCCUGGCAGAGUGUCUUUGAUGACUACCCAAAUUCUGUGAAAGCGUCUCACGGAGACAUCUUUGAAGGAGGUCCGGCGGCAGAUGCGAUCGUUUCCCCUGCCAACAGCUUUGGAUUUAUGGACGGAGGAAUAGAUUAUGCGUAUACUAGGUUUUUUGGAUCUCAAAUGCAAAACCGUCUGCAGACCAUCAUACGAGACGAUUAUGACGGGGAACUUUUAGUGGGGCAAGCUAUUCUGAUGCCGGCUUAUGACGAGGAGGGAAGGGAUGCGUCCAAGGACUGGUCUCCCUUCAAUGAAGGAAAAGCCAUCAAGUACCUCAUCUCUACUCCCACCAUGAGAGUUCCGUCCAACGUGGCAGACACAGUGAACGUAUACCUGUCGUUCCGGGCAGUUCUGCUUGCUGUGCGACGACACAACAACACAAAGGGAAAUGAGCCGAUCCGGAGUGUGCUGGUGCCAGGGCUAGCAACAAGCACAGGUCGGAUGUCCCCGCUCCGAUGUGCUUGGCAGAUGCUGCAAGCCUACGAGACAUUCACCCAAAAUAUGCAUGAUAUACGGAGGACACCCGCCAACUUAUUGCAGGUCUACGCUGAUCAAGAGAAGCUGUGUGAGGAGGAGAAAUAUGUGGCCGCUUAACCAGUCUGAAGUGCAAAAGAACUACAGCAGCUACUGGCACAGUACAUUGUGUCAAACGAAUCGAACUGGACUGCUUUGUCUUCGCUUGGCAUAGAUCUAGAUUUUUAUUUGUUGUUUGAUUGGGUGUUUUUUUUUUACCCAAUCCUAAAAAGUUGAAUGAACUCGUGUUAAACGGACAAUGUAGACUUUUUCGGGUAGUAUAGCCUUACAGCAAGGACAGGCAUUUGGCACAACAGUGUCAGAAGUUUUACUGGUGGCGUAGCCUUAAGGGUGGAUAGCGUAGAUAUUUUACAGGUGGCACAGCCUUAAGAGUGUUCAGUGUAUAUAUUAUGUUCUCCUGGUGACAUAGCCUCGAGGGUGGAUAGUGUAGAUGUUUUACUGGUGGCACAGCCUUAAGAGUGGACAGUGUAUAUAUUUAUGUUUUCCUGAUGGCAUAGCUUUAAGGGUGGACAGUAUCUAUGUUUUACUGGGAACGAAGUUUUAAGGGUGGACAUUUGGCACAACAAAUCAGGGAAUAUAGGUAAGAAGAAGAUUUAAAUACAAUGUAUAUAAGACCCCGGUGUCACUACCCGUGAGAUCUAACAGGGUAACUAAGAAGUAGGUCAUAGGUUUGUCUAGGGUAUGGUGGGUAUUAUGUAAGCCAGGGUUUCGUCCAGUUUAAUGUAUUUUAGUAAUAGUUUUACGGCACAUGCAAAACCUAAAACAUAGGCCACGUAAUUGCCGAAGGAUUAGAUGUAUUACAAGAGCGUAACUUACAAAGAAAACAGGAGGAGAGGUUGGAAGGAAAGAAGGAGCAACCCACACCAGAGCACCCGCCAACCAUUCGCAAAACAAGUGCAUACGCCGCAGCAAAUAGGAUUCCCUCUUGAAAGCAAAAAAAAAA